Molecule: messenger RNA, 2050 nt
Organism: Branchiostoma belcheri (Belcher's lancelet)
Lineage: Eukaryota; Metazoa; Chordata; Leptocardii; Amphioxiformes; Branchiostomatidae
Product: cytosol aminopeptidase-like
Exons: 5
Coding region: 9-1604 (531 amino acids)
Biological process (GO): proteolysis
Cellular component (GO): cytoplasm
Molecular function (GO): manganese ion binding; metalloaminopeptidase activity
Source: RefSeq, a predicted model, not a curated record
AACUCAAGAUGGCGGCGCACAUGAGGUUUGCUCGCGCUGCGGUCCAGAUAUUUCCAACAAAGUGCUUUUCCCCUCGACUCCACGGCUGUAGUAACGUCAACAUUCCUGUCAGAUAUUGUAGUUCCACGGCUGCGAAGAGGGGGUUGGUCCUGGGGGUGUACGAGAAGCGGGAGGGGGUGAAGCUGACCCCCGGGGCGGAUUUGUAUAACCAGCAGACAGGGGGGAAACUGGCGGAGUACAUUCGUCUGGCCGGUCCAACAAUAAAGAAAGGGAAGUCCCGAGUGUUCUACGGACUGGAUGAGACCUACAGUGCUGUAGCUGUGGUGGGUUUGGGUGCACAGGGGUUAGGGGUCAACGAACUGGAGGGAUUUCAUGAGGGAAAGGAGAAUCUGCGAGCUGCAGCUGCAAAUGGAGUAAGGCAGCUGAGAGACAUCUUGGGUACCUCCACCAUCGAAGUGGAUGGUUGCUCGGAUGCAGAAGCAGCAGCUGAAGGAGCAGAUCUGGGCCUGUUUGCUUACGACGAUCUCAAGGCAGAAGACAAGAGGAAGAAACCGGUCGAGACUCAACUUCUCAAAGACUCAGGAAGCCCAGAAGGCUGGACUAAAGGGAGCCUCCUUGCAGAUGGCCAGAACUUUGCAAGAAAGCUCAUGGAAAUGCCUGCCAGCCACCUGACACCCACUACAUUUGCCAGCAUCACUGGAGAAAAAUUUGGGUCCAUCGGUAAUGUUGAGUUUGAGGCAAGAGAUAGAGCCUGGGCUGAGUCUAUGAAGAUGGGAGCAUAUCUCAGCGUGACCAAUGGAUCAGAAGAGCCCCCUGUCUUUGUGGAGGUGAAGUACAGCGGAAGCCCCAACAGUUCCGCAGCCCCGUUGGUGUUGGUGGGGAAGGGGAUCACGUUUGACACCGGAGGAAUCUCUCUGAAGCCGCCGGCAGGCAUGGACAUGAUGAGAGGGGACAUGGGAGGGGCUGCGACUGUCUCAGGCGCGAUUGCCGCCAUAGCUGCGCUGAAGCUGCCAAUCAACGUCGUUGGUUUGAUCCCACUCUGCGAGAACAUGCCAAGCGGGAGGGCGACGCGACCGGGAGACGUGGUGACGGCCAUGAACGGGAAGACCAUCCAGGUGGAUAACACGGACGCGGAGGGACGGCUGAUCCUGGCAGAUGCCUUGUGCUACGCACAUUCCUUCAACCCACGGGCUGUCAUUGACCUCGCUACUCUCACAGGUGCCAUAGACGUAGCCCUUGGUUCAGCUGCAGCAGGUGUGUUCAGUAACAGCCGGGUGCUGUGGAACCUGCUGCAUGACGCAGGUGUCAGUACAGGUGACCGGCUGUGGAGGAUGCCGCUCUUCUCCCACUACACCAGACAGAUCAGCCCCAGUCAGCUGGCAGAUCUCAACAACACCGGCAAACAUGGAAGGCAAGCCGGAGCCUGCACAGCAGCAGCCUUCCUGCGGGAGUUUGUGCAGUGCCCCCAGUGGGCUCACCUGGAUAUUGCAGGCGUCAUGGCAAACAAGGAUGAGGUGCCGUACCUGAACAAAGGCAUGGCUGGACGCCCUGUCAGGACACUGGUCCAGUUUGCUGCCAAACUAGCUAACCAAAAAUGGAUUUAAGAGGCAGUUUUUGGAAUAAUUUUCAAACCUGACAAUACAGCAACAUUUCAUAUUGCACAUCCAAUACAGAUUUACUUGCAAAUAUUUUGGCAGUCCUUCUGCCACCUUCCUUGUGGCAGUACUACUAGUACUUCCCACUGCUAGCUGACUUUGUAUUCCCCGUCAUCAUGGCUCUUAAUUGAAGUAACUGAAACCCCAGCUUUUAGAGGUUUUAUGUCAAUGUGGGAAAUUUAUACUCAGGUACUACAGUGGUUUAGGUAAAAAUGUAAGGAGGAAUGCAAUUCUUCAGCUACAAAAAUAUCAACGCACAUGGAGAGGGGACCAAAAUACUCCAUACUGCAGCUAAAUUUCUUUUAAUGUCUUUCUUUUACCUUCUUUAAUCUAAUACUCUGUCAUGUCUAACCAAUCAUGUCUCUGUUGACAUUUUCUAGAGAGCUUUUGUUAUA